Messenger RNA from Thalassophryne amazonica, 800 nucleotides. Its product is annotated as troponin I, fast skeletal muscle-like. The record is from RefSeq and is a predicted model, not a curated record. Gene Ontology annotation, biological process: muscle contraction. Gene Ontology annotation, cellular component: troponin complex. The transcript has 7 exons. Lineage: Eukaryota; Metazoa; Chordata; Actinopteri; Batrachoidiformes; Batrachoididae. The coding region runs from base 145 to 660 and encodes 171 amino acids.
GUCUGAGGAUUUUCCAUAAUCAGGAUCCGAGCCCUCAUAUAUAUCAACCCAGAACCUGUUCUUGCCACAGCUGCCGUCACUGCCGCCCUCCUCUUCCUCACGUUCUCGUCCCGUCGUAGGCUGUGACACACACAACCCACCAACAUGUCUGAGAAGAAGAUGACUUCGAGCCGCAGGCAUCAUCUGAAGAGUUUGAUGCUGCAGAUCGCCUUUGGUUGGAUGGAGAAUGAGAAAAAGGAAAUUGCAGCCGCCAAGGAAGCCUACAUGUCUGAGAAAUGCCCCGCCCCCAAUAUGAGUGGAAACCACGCUGCCCUGAUGGAAACCUGCAAAGCACUCCAUGCGCUCAUCGACAAAGUGGACGAGGAGCGGUACGACCUCGAGGCCAAAGUGGGCAAAGCUGACAAAGAGAUCGAUGAGUUGAAGAUCAAAGUGAUCGACCUGGCCGGAGUGAAGAAACCUGCUCUGAGGAAGGUCCGCAUGUCGGCCGACGCCAUGCUGAAGGCUCUGCUGGGCUCCAAACACACGGUCAACAUGGACCUGAGGGCCAACCUGAAGCAAGUCAAGAAGGAGGUGAAAGAGGAGCCUGCAGAUGCUGUCGGCGACUGGCGUAAGAACAUCGAGGACAAAGCUGACAGAAAGAAGAUGUUUGAGUCAUCCUAAAAAAUUCUGCUCUGCUCUUGUAGCUUGUCUGAGCUCUUUGCACUUUUUAUGGAAUUUCUGGGAUUUUUCAUGGAAUUAAGACACUUUUUAUUUCAUUAAAUCUGUCAGUUUCACAUUGUUUUUUUUGUUGUUGUUUUUUU